Brassica napus (rape) is the source of this 1756-nucleotide messenger RNA. Its product is annotated as B3 domain-containing protein At5g25470-like. Gene Ontology annotation, molecular function: DNA binding. The record is from RefSeq and is a predicted model, not a curated record. NCBI's taxonomy places the organism in Eukaryota, Viridiplantae, Streptophyta, Magnoliopsida, Brassicales, Brassicaceae. The transcript has 4 exons. The coding region runs from base 338 to 1234 and encodes 298 amino acids.
AAUAUACAAUAUAAAAAAAAAAGUAAAUAUACAAUAUAAAAAAUAGAAAUAUUACAUUAAACAUCUAUCAUAAUUUAUAAUCUGAUAUAAAAGCAAGAAAUUUAGAAAACGUAAAUAUAAGGGACAUUUUGAGACUCCAUCUAUACUAAUAAAAGGGACCUUUUGAGGCUCCAUAGGGCUGUUCGUUUGGUUGCCGCAGGUACCGGCGGCAGCGGCAGCGUCAACAUUUUGCGUCAACUCUUGUUCGUUUCGUUGACGCAGGAAGUUGCGUCUGACGCCGCGUCCGAACGCCACGUCCUGCGGCUGACGCCGAUAAAACCUACGGUCAUGAUAUAAUAUGCGGCAGCGUCAGCGUCAACGUCUGCGAAACGAACAACAACUGUCUUCAUUGACGCUGCCGCUGACGCUGAAACCUGCGGCAACCAAACGAACAGGGCUAAUGUUUCCCGAGAGUGAGAACCGAGAAAAUCUGAGCAACCCCAGCUUCAUUAAGUCUUUGUCUAUAGGACAAAACUGGAAAUCUAAAUCCAUGAGGAUUUUUCCGGAAGAGUUUGUGAGAAGCGCUGGUGAGGCUUUUGUACACAGGGUGGUGCUUAGUGUUCUCUGGAACAAUUCCUGGCAAUGUUGGCUCCAGCAAGAAAAGAAUGGUCUGUUUAUGGUCGAAGAAGAUUGGGAUGAGUUUGUGGAUGACAACCUUUUAGAUACAGAUGAUACCUUGCUUUUCACACACCAAGACACAAUGUAUUUUCAAGUGAGAAUCUUCAAGAAAGAUGGGAACGAGAUCACUUCAGUACCUCUUGAAGGUGAACCUGAGACUCAACCAUUUCACCAGGAGACAACCCCUGCCUAUGCCUCUGCAAAUGGAGGAACAAGUAGCCGAGCAAGAAAGGGUUAUGCUCAUGUCGAAAACCCUAAGCGAUACCUCUUAAAUCCGAGAAACCCUUACUUCGAGAAGACGCUAACGAAGCCGAACAUAGUCCUGUAUGUGAAUACGUGGGUGAUCGAGGAGUAUGACUUAGAGUUUAGUCCUCCUAAUACCCACAUGUACUUCCUUCUUCCCGAUGGAGAAAAACUCGAUGGCUACACCAAGGAUUACGGCGGUUCACAUAGUUUCCUUGGCUGGGCAGCUGUAUGUGAAAGGUGCAACUUGAGAACAGGAGACACUGUGGUUUGUGAACUUGAACUCUCAGGACGAGUGGUUUCCGCUGUUAGAGUGCAUUUACUCGAUGAAUGACAAGUCAACUCUACUCUCCUUGUUAGUCAGGUCAACAUUAGUUUUAACCCAGCUUAUUAUUGUAAUGUUAGAUGUAAUCUCUUUUUUUUUUUUCUUUUUUUUUUUUGAAUGAACGUAAAAUUUAUUCAAUCAAAACUUUUUUACAUCAAGUGCAUCAGUAUUAUUGUAUCUACAAACUCAAAAAGUAAUCGCAAUAAAGAAUCAUGGGUUUAUCAUUCUCGCUCCAAACCAGACACUCAAGCUCUCUUCAAGAUACUUGUGGCCAUUUCCCUUUACUGCCGGUAGUUUCAGUCUCAUUGUUUUUUCCACCCAAGUAACCAAGACCCUCUCAUUUCUUGGACAUUCACCAUGUCUUCUUGCAUUUCUUUCUCCCCAUAUACUAUGCAGCAGGGUUUGAAAAGAGUACUGAAUCAGGAACAUCUCUGUUUUUGAGUAUCUGGUGCUAGGAUUAGAGAUUGUUUCCCAUAUAUCUCAUCCCAAUCCACAGUGAACUCAUCCUUCAUAACCCCUCCAAUCAAAUCU